Molecule: messenger RNA, 3192 nt
Organism: Sphaeroforma arctica JP610
Lineage: Eukaryota; Ichthyosporea; Ichthyophonida
Product: TK protein kinase
Exons: 10
Coding region: 182-2551 (789 amino acids)
Biological process (GO): positive regulation of kinase activity; cell surface receptor protein tyrosine kinase signaling pathway; multicellular organism development
Cellular component (GO): signaling receptor complex
Molecular function (GO): ATP binding; transmembrane receptor protein tyrosine kinase activity
Source: RefSeq, a predicted model, not a curated record
UAUAUAUAUAUAUAUUAUAUUAUAUAUAUAUAUAUAUAUAUAUAUAUAUAAUAUAACUACUUGCCGAUGCUAGUAUUCAAGACAAGAGAUUUACUGUAGUAUAUAUAUAUAUGAGAUUGUAGAGGUAUCCAUCCGUUCUUCGAAUAUCACUGUAUGGUGCAAAUCAUUUAAACACGGCACCAUGCGCAACUUAGUGGCAGUUUGCAUAUACACUCUCACACUCACGGCGACGUGUUUGACGCCGUGUGUGACGGCUCAAUCAGACACUACUGAUACCAUCGACCUGGGUGAUACACAGUCGCCAGACUUCAAUGCAUCCGCUUACUUAAAUCCUGACUACCCUCUCCCGUUGGAUGAAAACGGAAACGUCCCAACCACAUGGUUCUACGCUCCAGGAUAUUGGUGGGUAGUAAGAUGUUGGGUACAGCCUGCUUAUAAUGCCACAGAAGGUACGCCGCCCAUAGCGUUCGGGGGGACCAAUCAGCAGUGUCCCCCAGGCGUGUGGUUAAACUGGGCCACUGAUUCAGCACCGCCAGUCAAGGUGAAGGAACAAACGGUCUUCAAGACUGGCGUUGUCUUGACUAUCAAUCAGUCAUUGUUUACACUGGAUGUCAACAACGGGCGAGGCUUCUACAUUCCUCACUUUGCCAUGUAUGGCUGCGAUGUGGCUGAUUUUCAUGAGGGCUUUGCCUGUGUACCGUCGGUAGAUAGUCAGUCGGACUACAUGAAGAUCAGGACGAUAGUUCCUCCAAGUAGGACUACAGAGAAUCUCGCCCAAUAUCAAUUCGACGGGCUUCUAUCUAUGCCGGUUGGUACUUUCAUGGUGACAUCGAACGUUCAAUUCUUUGAUGCAGAUGGAACGCAAUAUAUACUAGCGCUGGGAUCUCAAACCGAGUCUGAGUCUGAGAGUCUAAGUGCGGGUGUCAUCGCUGGAAUUGUCAUCGCCUGUUUGCUGUUUGUCGCAGUUGUCGCGACCUGCGCCUAUUUCUUCUACCGAUUCACCCAGGAGAGAAGCAAGGUGAAAGCGUUGCGUCCCAGAGAGUAUCCCAAGAAUAUGGCUGCUCCUACCGCCGACAUCAAUGAUUUCGAUGAGCUGGAGGCGAUGCAUUCGAUCCCCGCCAAGAGGUUUAUUGCUUUGGAGAAACUCGGAUAUGGUGCGUUUGGAGAGGUAUUUAAAGGCGCAUUGUUCAACAGUGACAACACUGCAGCUCUCUGCGCAAUUAAAAACUUAAAGGAGGAGCACAGAGAAACACUGGCUGAAAAAUUUCUGGCCGAGGCAGAGUUAAUGAAGACCCUGCGCCAUCCCAAUGUUGUACACAUGAUUGGUGUUAGUGGUGUAGACGAAGAAGAACGUACUGAGAUCUGUAUCCUCAUGGAGUAUCUACCGAAUGGUGAUUUGAAACACUACAUCUCGAAUCCAGCGAACCAAGUAGCUAUCACCAAUGCUGAGCGUCUGUGGUACGCCUGGCAGUUGGCUAUGGGGUGCGAGUAUAUCGCUGCGAAGAAUCUAGUACAUCGAGAUUUAGCCGCCCGUAACUGCUUGCUGGGUAAUCUUGGCCCGGAUGGAUAUCAUUUCUGCAAAAUCAGUGAUUUUGGUUUGGCGCGUGUUACGGAGGGAGAAGAUCAGGAAUACAUUAUGGAGGGUGGCGGACUGCUGCCUGUGCGCUGGAUGGCGGUAGAAUCUAUCACCGAGCGGCAGUUCUCCGAAGCCUCCGAUGUGUGGGCGUACGCGGUGAUGAUCUGGGAAGUGUUCAGCAAUGGCAAAGUUCCCUACUGUGACACACAAUCGUACAACUUGGCAGCCAGUAUCGCCGAUGGUCUGCGCCUGGAAAAGCCCGAAACGUGCAAUAGAGAAGUAUACCGAUUGCUGGCUUCCUGUUGGCAGAGAAAUCCCGAGGAUCGACCGUCGUUCUCAACUCUUGUGACGGAGUUCGCGGCUCUCUAUUGUAGCGGCCGUGGAGAUCUGGAAUCGCCCUCUGGUGAAUUACUGGCGUUGGCUGCAAAGAAGAACCACAUAUUCAUGCAGGAUGAAAAACAUGAUAAGCUAGCUGCUGAAGAACAUCUCACCGGUCAGUAUGUCGACGCGCAUGACAUUGAGUCGGGAAGAUACGUGGAUAUGGAGCUGAGACGCCAACAGAGUGAUUUGAGAAAAAGCAGUAGUCUAAGCAGAAGCACUGGUGGCAGCCAGAAGACCAUGAAGACCGAGGACCUACUCUCUGCCAGACAGGUCAACAAUGCGGCCAUCGGAGUGAGGGAUGGUCCCGAAUCUGAGUAUACCAACAUCAGCGCAGACAGGUGCACGGGUGUCGAAGUGGUCGCGUCUGAUCAGGCUGCGCACAUGGUCAGUCCGAGGCAACAGAGCAAGCCCGAGGUAGAAGAGGGGUAUACAUACCUGAGUGCUGAACCCCGUGUGGACUAUUACAACGGUCGGGAUACACACAGGAAUCGGGCGGAUAGUGCUGCGAUUAUGAUGGAGGAUGAUGCGAAUGUACGACGUACGCCGAUACCGGAGAAGUACUCUGAUCUGGAUUUGUCACCUACUAUGGUGUGAGGAACACUGGCAUCAGGCAGACAAAGACUGACGCCUUCCCAGGCACAUCGUUUCGAUUUAUUCGGUUUGCUCCCGUCUGUGUCGACUGACACGCGAGAUUGUAGACAGUCUCUAUGGCGUAUGUUGCUGGCUCGCUGUGUUCGCAAUUCCAACAUAGAAUGGCGCACGUGCAACCAUAGUAUUUAGCCUAUGGAAUGUUGCUUCUACUAUUUAGAAUGCGAAUGUACCAUUGACACAAUUUAUUAGAGCAUAGUGUUCGUUAGGGACUUGAUAUUUUCCUAACGCUAUCAUAUGGAAGUAUGGAAGCGCCAACAAUCCUUCCCGUUCGGGUAGUUACCCCGCUGCAUAGACCGCUGCUGCGUGAGUUAUCCGGAGUCAUCACUGUACAGCGAAACCUUGUAAUUUGGAGAUGAACACUUUCUGUACUUACUCUGGCGGUAGGAUAAGUCGCAAACCCGGCGCAUGCUAAGCCACGACUGGCGCGUUGUAGUGCGCUCGCUUAGCGUGCUAGGCCAAGACUUAGAAUAGUGAUUGGUUAAUCAAUGACUGGACAUGUUCAGUUAAAAAAGUAGGCGUGUGAGCAGAUUAAUGAUUAAUUUGAAUUAAAAUAUACUCUGAAGGUUCCUUGUCUUAAAAUGUUG